CCAUCUCAUUAGCUUCUCCUCGGGUAUCAAAUCCUCUGGUCUGUGCCAAGUGUAUGUCACCUGCCCGUGCAGUAGAAAACACUCUCAUUGGCUGGACUGAGGGGCAACAGAGAGGCACAGGUAGUUAAAAGGUAGUGAUCUGGAUGCAGUUUUCUCUUAGAGAAGAGAACGGAGAGGCGACACACAAGUUCAACGACUAGCUACUUGUACAAUGCCCAAUAUUGUCCACCCGGUCAUCCUGCUGAUGGCUUUGCUUGUGGCAACAGCAGGGAAUCAAGCAUCACUACCCAAGACUACACCGUGGCCACGACUGAAACCCACUAAGAAGCCUCCGCCUCGAGAUGAAGGGGGUCCUCCACAGCCGCCCGGCCCCUUAGGGUCCCAUCCGAUAACCACCACUGUGAGCCCCACCGCCAGUGGCAUCACAGAGGAAGUCACAGACUCCAUGAUGGACGCUUACUCUACUUCUCCCACUGAUAGCACCACCUACUCCAGUGAUGCUUAUUCUGCUGACUACCACACGGAGGCCAUGGUUCCUCCUGGGGUGGGCCCUGGGAACUACACGUUGGACUACAAUGAGUGCUUUUUCAACUUCUGUGAAUGUUGUCCACCAGAAAGAGGUCCUCCAGGAACAGUGGGAGAAAAGGGAUUGCCGGGUAUUCCAGGGGAAAAGGGGGAGAUGGGACCUCCUGGACUUCCAGGUCAGGAUGGACUCACUGGUGCUCCAGGGCCUCAUGGAGGAGAAGGAGAGAAAGGUGAUCCUGGAGUGAGUGGGCUACCCGGGAUUCCCGGUGUUACCGGGAAACAAGGAGAGAAAGGUGAAAUGGGCCUCAAAGGAGACAAAGGAGAUACAGGUUUAACCGGGCUGAAAGGAGACCCAGGGGACAGGGGAGAGCCCGGCUGGAAUGGAACAAAGGGAGAGGCGGGCGAGCCUGGCAUACAAGGACCAGCUGGCCCCCCCGGACCAGAUGGCAUCAAGGGGGAGAAGGGUGACAAAGGAGACUGUCCAUUUGGAGAGAAAGGACAGAAAGGCAGUAUGGGGGAGCCAGGGCCUCAAAGGCCAAAAGGAGACAUGGGUGUGCCAGGUCUGAAUGGCACAGAUGGGCUUCCUGGGGCUAAGGGUCCGAAGGGAGACCCAGGACCCCCAGGUAAGCAGGGAGAGCCUGGUCCUCCAGGACCCCAUGGACCACCAGGGCAGAGGGGGAUGCCAGGGAUGAAAGGCACACGAGGCCUGAAGGGAGCACGAGGUGUUAGGGGAUUCAAGGGCCUUAAAGGUGAACCUGCCGUUCAGAAGCGCUCAGCCUUCAGCGUUGGUCUCUUUCCCAGCCGAUCGUUCCCACCACCUGGCCUGCCGAUCAAGUUUGACAAAGUCAUUUACAAUGAGGAGGGUCACUGGGACCCCCACGCUAGUAAGUUCAACUGCACUCAUGGGGGAGUUUACGUCUUUUCCUACUACAUAACCGUGCGUAAUCGCCCCCUACGUGCAGCCCUGGUGGUGAAUGGCAUUCGGAAACUGCGAACUCGAGACUCCCUUUACGGCCAGGACAUUGACCAGGCCUCCAACAUGGCAGUGCUCCGUUUAUCAUCUGGAGACCAGGUAUGGCUGGAGACUCUGCGGGACUGGAACGGUGUAUAUUCCAGCAGCGAGGACGACAGCACUUUCUCUGGAUUCCUGCUCUAUGCUGAUGCCACCGAAGACUGAUGGCCAGGAAUCGCACUGACCUCUGGAAGAACCAUUUUAGACCAGUACUUCAUUUUGUAGGGGUGAAGCGAAAGCCGCCUAUAUUACCCAAAGUACUUGAGACCUGAAUUUAGAUCCAUCUACUAACAGUAACUGUACAGCCACUAAUUAUUAUGCUACCUGUUUCAAUCAAUGCUGGAUUGUGCUUUAAUUUUUUUCAUAAGCUGAUGAUUUGUGGCAGCUAUGUUGUAGCUCUUUACAUAUUUAUACAAAAUAGCCAGAAGCUUGUACAAUUAAAAUAACAAUGCUUUAUUUCUGUCUUGCUUUCUUA
This is a messenger RNA of Sinocyclocheilus rhinocerous, 2012 nucleotides long. It is a transcript of the gene otol1a, whose product is annotated as otolin 1a. The record is from RefSeq and is a predicted model, not a curated record. Lineage: Eukaryota; Metazoa; Chordata; Actinopteri; Cypriniformes; Cyprinidae. The coding region runs from base 212 to 1702 and encodes 496 amino acids. The transcript is spliced from 5 exons. Gene Ontology annotation, molecular function: protein binding.